AUGGAGAAGAAACUAUAUGGGACAAUUUUGCUAUUCGUACUACUCUUCACCCAUAAAAUUAUGAUACAGUGUGAAGCAAGAAGUUGCUAUGCGAGGAGUAAGCAGUAUCAUGGGGCAUGCUAUUUCAGAAAUCACAUCAAUAACUGCAGAACAAUGUGCAAAGACGAAGCUUUUACCACCGGAAAAUGCGUGCACGGGAGUUGUUUGUGUUCGGUAAAAUGCGAAACUUCCGGAGACCCUAAUGUACAUCCGCCGCCGUCAAAUGAAAAAGAAGGUGGUGAUGAAGACAGUGAAGGUGGUGAUUGA
Molecule: messenger RNA, 306 nt
Organism: Striga asiatica
Lineage: Eukaryota; Viridiplantae; Streptophyta; Magnoliopsida; Lamiales; Orobanchaceae
Source: the annotation of a GenBank genome assembly